AGAUUCCACCUAAAAUGCUUCGCACUCAACAUUUGAUUCAUAGUCUCCGUAACAUUCUACUCGUUGAAAGGAGUGUCAGGUUUCUCAGCACUACCAUUUCCACUUCUUCUUCUAUACUAGAUCUCUGCACAAAACCACAGCACCUUCAACAAAUCCAUGCGAGGUUCUUCCUCCAUGGGCUCCACCAAAACUCACCUCUUUCCUCCAAACUCAUUGACUGCUAUGCCAACUUUGGCCUCAUAAAUUUCUCUCUGAAAAUCUUCCAUUUCGCCAAAAAUCCGGAUUCAGUUCUUUAUGGCGCAGUCUUGAGGAACUUGUCCCAGUUUAGUGGACAUGAAAAAACUCUCCUUAUUUACAAGGAAAUGGUUGAGAAAUCAUUAUGCCCAGAUGAAGAGAGUUUCUUGUUUGUGUUGAGAUCUUGUUUUUCUCUGCCACAUGAACAAGGGAGGAUGGUUCAUGGGCAAAUAGUGAAACUGGGUUUGGAUUCAUUUGACUUGGUGUGCAACACUUUGAUUGAGUUGUAUGAUGAUAUGGGUGACCAUGAACCAGUUGAAAGAAACUAUCUAGUUGAAUUGAACUAUUGGAACAAGUUAAUUUCUGAGGCUUCUGAAAGUGGGAAAUUGGAUGAAAGCUUUCAACUUUUUAGCAAGAUGAUAAAAGGGAAUAUUCAGCCUAAUUCAUUUACUGUGAUUAAUUUGUUAAGGUUAGCCGUUAAUUUGAACUCAUUGAAGAUUGGACAAGCCCUCCAUUCUCUAGUUGUGAGAAAUUUGUGUGAAGAAUUGUCUGUGAAUACUGCAUUGUUGUUAAUGUAUGUCAAGUUAGGUAGUUUAGAAGAUGCAGAGUUGUUGUUCGAUAAAAUGCCGGAGAAGGAUCUUGUAGUCUGGAAUGUAAUGAUUUCAGCAUAUGCAGGAAAUGGGUACCCUAAGGAAUCCUUGGAACUCUUAUAUUGUAUGGUUAGAUUGAAGGUUAGACCUGACUUUUUUACAGCAAUCCCUGCAAUUUCUUCGAUCACACAAUUGAAGAAUUUCGAGUGUGGAAGGCAAAUACAUGCUCAUGUGAUAAGAAAUGGUUCAGAUUAUCAGGUUUCGGUUCAGAAUUCUCUUAUUGACAUGUAUUCUGCAUGCGACAACUUGAGUUCAUCCCAGAAGAUUUUUGACAAUAUGAUGGACAGGACAGUUGUAUCAUGGAGUGCACUGAUCAAAGGAUAUGCAAUGCAUGACCAGUGUCUUGAGGCUUUAUCGCUCUUCUUAAAGAUGAAGUUGAGUGGUACAAGAGUUGAUUUCAUUAUAGUCAUUAACAUCUUGCCAGCUUUUGCAAAAAUGGGGGUAUUGCAUUAUGUAAGAUACUUACAUGGAUACUCAUUGAAAGCCAGCAUUGAUUCACUCAAAUCCGUUAAGACUUCGUUUGUUAGUAGCUAUGCGAAAUGCGGCUGCAUAGUGAUGGCCAGAAAGCUAUUUGAUGAAGAGAAAAGCAGCCAUAAGGAUCUAAUUGCAUGGAACUCUAUGAUCAAUGCGUAUUCUAAACAUGGAGAGUGGUUUCGAUGUUUUCAGUUGUACAACCAAAUGAAACUGUCUAAUAUUAUUCCGGACAAAGUAACAUUUCUUGGCCUGCUCACAGCUUGUGUCAAUUCAGGCCUUGUUGAUAAAGGCAAGGAGAUUUUCAGAGAGAUGGUGGAAAUAUACGGUUACCAACCUAGCCAGGAACAUCAUGCCUGCAUGGUUGACCUACUAGGACGUGCUGGACAAAUUGACAAAGCGAGUGAAAUUAUAGAUGCUAUUCCCUUUAAGCCUGAUGCCAGGGUUUAUGGCCCGCUUUUGAGUGCCUGUAAGUUACACUCAGAGACCCAUUUUGCCGAAGUUGCUGCUCCGAAGCUUAUAAAUACUGAACCUAAAAAUGCAGGCAACUAUGUGUUGCUCUCAAAUAUAUAUGCCGCAGCAGGAAAGUGGGAAAAAGUUGCCGAAAUGAGGAGUUUUCUUAGAGAUAGAGGGCUAAAGAAGACACCUGGUUGUAGCUGGCUAGAAUUACACGGUCAGGUACACGAGUUUCAUACACUGCCAUUGAGGACUCUGGUCUAUGAAGAGAACCAUCUGUGCACAAAGCAGGGGACUCUGCUUGCACCACUUCAAGAAGUGUAA
Arachis duranensis is the source of this 2135-nucleotide messenger RNA. RefSeq names its product pentatricopeptide repeat-containing protein At1g11290, chloroplastic-like. Gene Ontology annotation, molecular function: protein binding; RNA binding. Lineage: Eukaryota; Viridiplantae; Streptophyta; Magnoliopsida; Fabales; Fabaceae. Bases 15 to 2135 code for a protein of 706 amino acids. The record is from RefSeq and is a predicted model, not a curated record. Gene Ontology annotation, biological process: RNA modification. The transcript is spliced from 2 exons.